Messenger RNA from Clonostachys rhizophaga, 195 nucleotides. The record is from the annotation of a GenBank genome assembly. Lineage: Eukaryota; Fungi; Ascomycota; Sordariomycetes; Hypocreales; Bionectriaceae.
AUGGGCCAGAAGAAGGGCAAGACAGGCGAUGAAGGCCGCAAAGUCGAUGGCUCGGCAUCAAAAAGGGACUUUGUCCAUGCACCGAAAUCCGACCUCAUUGUAGUUAUAUGGGCGUUCCGGAGAAGGAAGAAGCAUGUACGGCAGGUGAAGGAGGAUGAGAAGCUGGAAAUACGUGAUGUGGACCAGGAUUCGUAA